Hibiscus syriacus is the source of this 1330-nucleotide messenger RNA. RefSeq names its product myosin-2-like. Lineage: Eukaryota; Viridiplantae; Streptophyta; Magnoliopsida; Malvales; Malvaceae. Gene Ontology annotation, biological process: actin filament organization; vesicle transport along actin filament. Bases 196 to 924 code for a protein of 242 amino acids. The record is from RefSeq and is a predicted model, not a curated record. The transcript is spliced from 8 exons. Gene Ontology annotation, cellular component: myosin complex; cytoplasm; vesicle. Gene Ontology annotation, molecular function: actin filament binding; microfilament motor activity; ATP binding.
CGUACAACCCCUUUAUUCUCCAACAGCCUCUCUCGGUAGCUCUCUAAAUCUCAUCUCUUCCUCUCACGCACACACGGCGCCACUCUCAACAUGAUGGUCCUCUUCUUCUCUGGCGAAGACCCUAAUACAAUAGGGUAAACCAGAUAAAAAACUUCUACAAAAGCAAAACCUCAUGGUUGGGCACUAGGAAAGCUCAUGGAGAUGGGUUCGGGCUCUUUGACUGAGUCAGGCGGUUCUGCCACCAACUCUUCCGUCGAGUCACUCAACGGCUUCAACACCGGGAAAAAGAUCUCAUUUUCCACCACCGUAUCCGCCACUGCAAUCAUGGGGACAUCAUCCAAGUCUGGUGAAGGGUCUUCAAGCUUAUCCGGGUCGGGUAGGAAGGGCAGGGCUAGUGGAAUGGUGCAAGGGGCUCAGCCUCCAAGGUGUCAAGUAGAAGGGUGUAAAGUGGAUCUAAGCGAUGCUAAGGCUUACUCUCUUCUGUCAAAUCGAACAUGGGGCUCCAGAAACCAGGCUUCAAGUUUCGGGGAAGCCAUGGACAUUGUUCAAAUUUGCAAAGAAGAGCAAGAGCAAGCAUUUGCAAUGCUUGCUGUAGUUUUAUGGUUGGGAAAUAUAUCAUUUCAAGUAAUUGACAAAGAAAAUCUUUUAGAGGCAUCUGCCGAUGAAGCUUUAACCAGUGCUGCCAGGCUGAUGGGUUUUGCUCCAGAUGAACUAAUGCAAGCUGUAUCUACGCAUAGAAUCCGAGUUGGCAGGGAUAAUAUUUGUAAAAAAUUGACAUUGCAACAGGCUAUUGAUGCAAGAAACGCAUUGGCAAAAUUCAUCUAUGCAAGCUUAUUUGACUGGCUUGUGGAACAAAUCAACAAGUCACUUGAAGGGGGUAAAAAACACAUUGGCAGAAGAAUAGCCUUGAGCAGCUUUGUGUAAAUUAUGCAAAGGAGAGGUUGCAACAACACUUCAUCCGGCACCUAUUGAAGCUUGAGCAAGAGGAGUAUGAGUUGGAUGGGAUUGAUUGGACCAAAGUUGAUUUUGAAGACAACCAAGAGUGCUUGGACCUAUUUGAGAAGAAGCCCUUAGGGCUACUUUCCUUGCUGGAUGAGGAAUCAAAUUUACCCAAUUCAACUGAUUUUACCCUUGCUAAUAAGUUGAGGCUGCACCUGAAUUCUAAUUCUUGCUUUAGAGGAGAUAGAGGCAGGGCCUUUGGUGUUCGACAUUUUGCAGGAGAGGUGCUGUAUGAUACUAAUUGCUUUUUGGAUAAGAACCGAUAUGCAUUGAACCCUGAGGUAGUCCAACUUCUAUCAUCCUGUAACGGCCAGUUGGCACAGUUGUUUGC